Molecule: messenger RNA, 1863 nt
Organism: Labrus mixtus (cuckoo wrasse)
Lineage: Eukaryota; Metazoa; Chordata; Actinopteri; Labriformes; Labridae
Gene: prkab1b
Product: protein kinase, AMP-activated, beta 1 non-catalytic subunit, b
Exons: 8
Coding region: 369-1148 (259 amino acids)
Biological process (GO): signal transduction
Cellular component (GO): nucleus; cytoplasm; nucleotide-activated protein kinase complex
Molecular function (GO): protein kinase binding
Source: RefSeq, a predicted model, not a curated record
GACACACACACACAUACACAUACACACACACACACACACACACACACACACACACACAUACAUAUGCUGCUGAAGUUGCCACUAAAUGGAGAAAACGCGAACGGCACAGCUGAGCUCGGGAAGGUAAACAAAUACAUUUGGUUAGAAUAAGGGGGAAGAAAGAGGCAUACACACAUUAUCGAGUCUUUUUUUCUGCGUUUUUAAUCUGCGGGAAGGUGAAGUCUGAUCCGCCUCCGAGAGGAAAACUUCUCCAGUUCAAAGACGGAAACAACAACGAGACGUUUUGAAAAGCUCGGACACAUGUAGAGACCCCCGUGUGAUAAGAAAGCAGCAAACCUCAGCUGAACCUUUUUGCCAGCAGUAGCAGGAUGGGGAACAGCAGCAGUGACCGGGGGUCCGGUGGGGGUCAGGGAGGGAAGGAGGCUCGACCCAACAUCUUGAUGGACAGCACAGAGGAUGCAGACCUUUUCCAGAGGGAGGAUCCAAAGGCUCCACAGGAAAUACAGGAGUUUCUGGCCUGGCAGCAGGACCUGGAGAGUGACAGCAAAAGUCCAACACAGGACAGACCCACUGUGUUCAGGUGGACGGGGGCUGCAAAAGACGUCUUUGUGUCAGGCUCAUUUAACAACUGGGCCACCAAGAUCCCUCUCAAUAAAAGUCAGAAGAACUUUGUUGCGAUUGUGGACCUGCCAGAGGGGGAACACCAGUACAAGUACUGUGUAGACGGUCAGUGGACUUUGGAUCCUACUGGGGCAGUGAUGACAUCUAAGACUGGAACUGUUAAUAACGUCAUCAACGUGAAGAGAACUGACUUUGAGGUCUUUGAUGCCCUCAGGAUCGACUCACAGGAAACUGCAGAUAUCUCAGACUUGUCCAGCUCCCCUCCCGGCCCGUACCAACAGGAUGCAUAUGUUACCAAAGCAGAAGACAAGAUCAAGAGUCCGCCCUUCCUACCUCCACACCUGCUGCAGGUGCUGCUCAACAAGGACACCGGUAUCUCUUGUGACCCGACGCUGCUUCCAGAGCCCAACCAUGUGAUGCUCAACCACCUGUACGCACUCUCCAUCAAGGACGGGGUGAUGGUUCUCAGUGCAACACACAGAUACAAAAAGAAGUACGUCACUACUCUUCUGUACAAGCCAAUAUGAUCCACACAGCAGUGCCCCAGACUAUUAUUUUAAUUAUUCAUCUGUUGUUGUACACAGCUGCUACUUUGAUUAUUUCUGCUACUGUAAUCUCACUUUUCUUUUCUUUUCUUUCAAACCUGGCUCGUAUUUUAGUGAGUUGCCUCAUAAUGUUUGUUUUUGUAGGAUCCAUCCAUAACUCAAGUCUGAAGCUUCAGUUCUUAUGAUCUGUCUAAAACUCUAAAGUAACAUGCCAGUAAUCUUUUCAUUCCUACCUCUUUGAACCCGCACGUGUCAAUAGACUUUUAGUUGAUAAAGAGACCAAACACACGGUGCACCUCCUAAAAAAAAUAAACCAGCUUUUAAAGACACUUUGUACUAAGCCAAAGUGUGGCUUUGCAUGUUGAAGUGACCUGCAGUUACGUUUGUAAGAAGCCAAAGCACCAAGCGAGGCUUCCCAUGUUAAAGUGAGCUGGAGUUUUAAAGAGACAGCUAGUGGAAAAAUAUGAAGGUGUAGUGGUGAGACAAACACAGCUGCAACCUCUGCUACACCAGCUCUGCAUAUGUGAGCAAACAGAUACAAGGACACAGAGAAACACAAUCAAUGAGGGUCUCACUCUGUCUGUUUUAUUUCCAGUCAUGGCUUUUAUUUUUUACCAAAUCAAACUUCUUCUCAAUCAAAUAUUGUUUAAACAUUAUGAAGAAAUAAAAGUUUUAAAGAAACAUGUUAGAAACCCAA